AUACAUGGGGUGAAGAGUGUCUGCUUAUUCCCAGCUCCUCGGGACAGCGAUGCGAAACAGAAAGACAUGCGAAGAUUCAAGAAGGGAUGGGGAAAAGGUGGUGUGUUGCCUGAAACAGAAGCUAGUCAGAAUGACCACAGGAACACAGCGCUUGUGAUACCAACCGUCAACGCGCGACGACGACAUUAACCAGAGGUUGUACCUACAAAUCGCUGCUACAAGGACGUGCGACAGCCCAGCCAUCACCAACCACUGCGUUGUGGUAGAGGCUUUUCAUCGCGUGCGUGUUUGUGAGGCCAAAGGUUUCCAACCAACUCAGUCCUAGCACAAGACUCUACAAGGGUUUGUGAACUCCGCUCAAAUGGAGCUUGGUCGAGGCGCGGAGAGGUUUGGUAGUUGUUGCAGCGGAGAGGCUAGUUGUUACUCGGCAAAUGAUAGCAGCUCGCGAGGCGUUCGCCAUCGUCACAGAGCUCAGUCCAAGAUUGAUGAGUGUCCUUACGAAUUCCCGUUUUCACAGGCGUGUCCGUGUUUGGACGAGCCGAGUAGUGGUAGUAGAAAGGUCUUUUCUGCUGCGCCCUCUCCAUCCCGUGUAGACUGCCUACAUACUAGCACCCGUUGUGACAGCCCAUCAUGUUGUGCAUGCUGUCCCGUCAAUGAAACACAAUUGCCCUUCUUUGCUUGUUCUGAGCACUCCAAAACUGAAAGUGGUGUUGCUGUCAAAAGAGCGGGUGCCAACAAACGUCCUACGAAACGUUUCAACUUUGGCACCCAGCAUCGGAGCAGAAAGGGCGCGCGUGACGAAUAUUCACGCGUGAGGUCUGUGUCUAGCUACGUUUCAGAGGGAUCCUCCGCCGCCGCCGUUCGUGUUGAUCCCAGAGUUCGAGUAGCAGCCUCGGUAGCAUCAAGUGGGCUACGCUGCUCCUGCCGUGUGGUGGUGAUGUCCAGCGUUGAGCGUCCAGCGCCCUACCGUGCUUCUGCACAUCAGAGCACGACGUCUGGUCAGCUGGCCGGCCAGUUGUCGUACGCCUACGAUCCAGACUGUGCAGUUCACGGAGUGCAUGCCACUACUGGCAAUGCUGGAGGUGUAGCAACUGCACUGGUACCGGCCGCACACACACGCAGCAUACCGAUAGGCCAGACUUUUCUGAACAACAACCCUGUCAGCAGCUUUGAGGCGACAGCCACAGCGGAAGACGACGACGACAGCAGCACAAUUCCGCCAGAGUAUCGCCAUCUUGUGCAGCACGAUAAGCCACCGCCUGGUGUUUUCCUUCUGGCCGAAAUAGAACGCGCUCACACGGACCAGCUCCAGCAGAGGGCACAACAGCAAGUGAGCAGCAAACUGGACGCAUUCACAAUGCCUCCGCCGCCGCCACCUCCACCUCCACCGGUAGCACUGCACCCGGCCUCGGACCGUCAGAAUAAUGUAGCCACUGUGACUUCUCACAACCACCAACAGCAACAGGCACCGAUCCAUCCGCAGUCAGUACCGCUGGAGAGGAGCGGGCACGGGCGGGAAAGGGGCUACGACGGAAAUAUCAUGAUUGACAACACGAAGAAUGCCUACACGUCCACGCCAAGCAGGUCCGCAGCCUUGGCGGACUGGUCGGCCGCGUCGCUCUUCAAGGAGACAAAGAUGACGCGUUGCGGCUGCAUUCUGCACACGGUGGCCAUGCUCACAGCGUCCAUAGCACUGCUGCUGACUGGGAUUGUGAUCUCCGGCGGGUUUGACGAUGAAACUGACCAGGACCUUGCAAACAUGCCGGUGUUCUCUUCAAGCGCUCACUUCACGCCUUCGCUCAUGGGAGACAGCAGGUCUGGUCUACCGCUACAGCAAAGAGCAAACACAGUGAAGGAGAAGAUACUCCAGCUGGAGGAGAUAGCCAGCAACCAGCAUGCCAGUGUACAGCACCUGUCAGCAUCCAAUGCCGACUUGCUUAGAAGGAUAAUGGCAGUGGAGGCAUGGCGCACCGCUGGCAUGGGUCGAGCCACACCGAUUCCACAUCAGACUGCCAUGCCAGCUGGAAUGUCUGGUAUGGCGGGGAUGGCGGCCAUGCCACACCUGACCCAGGCCGGACUCACCUACAUCCGCUGGGGACGGCGCACGUGCCCACAGCACCUGCGCAACAUCACGCAAAUUGUGUACGAGGGCCUCGCGGCCGGCUCCCUCAGCUCCCAGCCUGGCAGCGGCAGCAACACCAUGUGUCUGCCGCUAACGCCAACCUGGGGAAACUUCAGCGACAUGCGCGAAGCCGGCGGCCAAAUUUUCGGCGCCGAGUACCGGUUUGGACCCGGGGACGGCUUCAACGUGUUUGAGAACACCGGCACGGGUGGACGGCUGUCGCAUCGAAAAGUACCGUGUGCUGUGUGCCAUACACGUCUGGCAUCCUCUGUUCUAAUGGUGCCGGCCAGCACGCUCUGUCCCCUGCGCUGGCAGCAGCAGUAUAACGGGUACUUGAUGAGCGAGCGCUUCGACCACCACAAGUCGCAGUACAUCUGCGUGGACAGGGAAGCUGAGGCAUCGGUGCUGGGAUCUCAGCUGCCGCGCGAAGGCCUGGGUCUCUACCCGGUGGAGGCUAGCUGCGGGGCAUUGCCCUGCGCGCCGUACAUGGCAAACAGAGAGUUAACCUGCUCUGUCUGUACGAUAUGAUCCACCACAGCUCUGCAAUCCCAUGUGCCUGAUGUGCCGAGCUAUUGCUUGCACAUGCAACGGCAGAAGAGCCAUACAUAUCCAUCUCAUCUGGAGCUCUCUGCCACCAUCCGCACUUUCCGUGUUUCGUUUCUGCUACGCCUGACACCGUGGUACACACAGCCAAGGCUCUAGAACCUACUGAAUAUACAACACUAGGGUUUGCCACGACAACUUGUACUUUUCGUGCGUGGACAUUCCUUUAUUAUUGAGAUUGCUGAAUGCAACCGUGGACUCCACACUACAUACGCUGAGCUUGAGCUCCGUGAUCAUUGACGGGUGACUACUACACCAUGCACAUUUUAUCUUUUAAUUCUCAUCGUUUGUAUGACGUUGAGACCUCAACAGCUUGAGCAGGCUCGGCUAUAUCAGAGCUAAACUCCCGGAACCAUUUUGACUGUGUGAUACUUACUCCCUGAUGUGCCUAUAUUUUAAGGAAUGCCUCAAGGAUUAUAAUGUGCUCCAUGGCCUUCAGACCACGUGUGGUGCGUCCAUACUACAAGACUUUCCCUUUUUCUCUUUCCUAGCUUGUGCGUAUGUACAGUGACCAUUUUUCAUCACACAGCACAUCUAUGGUAGUUGUAAAACUACUUCUAUAACUAAAUUGUCAGCUCGAGGGAGUUUAAAGAGCCUUCUUAUUUUCACGUUCUUAGCACUUCAUAACCCACUCUAAUUUUCAUCAGACGGAUUUACUAAAAAACAACAACUGUGCUCUUAUGUUGCCAUGGAUUCUGGAGCCGAGACCGGUGCAGAAUGAUCACACCGAUUGUCAACCUCCUGCUCUGGUGUUAUCUCCUCUCACGGAUG
Sycon ciliatum is the source of this 3496-nucleotide messenger RNA. RefSeq lists its product as uncharacterized. The coding region runs from base 362 to 2650 and encodes 762 amino acids. The transcript has 6 exons. Lineage: Eukaryota; Metazoa; Porifera; Calcarea; Leucosolenida; Sycettidae. The record is from RefSeq and is a predicted model, not a curated record.